CCUUAUGUAAGCGGCGCACAAUGUGUAUGUCCUCUUGACGCGGCCUAAAUGGUUUCAGAAGUAGUAGCUCCAACCUUCGACAAUAGCUGAUGGACCGUGUAUUGUUCGGAAACGGAAUCCAGCAGUCUCACAAUAACGCUGGGAUGGUCGAGAGGCGGAUAGGCGGUGAGAGUGUCGCCGUCUCCGUCAGAUGAAGUGGGUGUGCAGCUCUUCGGCGUGGAAGCGCUUGAGAAUAUUGGUUGCGACUGAAACUUGGCUUCGGUUGAGUGUUCUAGCGUCGCAAAAUAAUCUCACAGAUUGCGGAAACGAUAAAUCCAUCGAAACGUUGUGAGGACGGACUGUACGUGAGCAUGCUCUUCAUAUAUAUAUAUGUACGUGACCUGGGAUGGCUAUUAAUAUGCAUUUCCGUCCUCAUCUGUCCUCUACUCUUGAUACACUAUGGACGCCACCCUUCUUCGUCUUCUGACUUGCCAUAUAGACAAGCCCGCAAGGCUAUGGUCGCAUCGCCCUGCCCACCUUAUCACGCUCUCACCUCCACCAUCACUUAUACUGGGAGGGGGGGCGUCCUUCAGCUUCAGCGUGACUCGGCAACUAAGACACCCCAAGACCUUGGACGCUGCUUUGUCCUGCACCAAGAUCGAGCUACUAACAGGCAAUCGUCCACUUUCCCAUCUUCUUCCAUCGUAAAUACCGGUCAUGCGUCGAGGCUGCACGUCUCAUCAGCCUUGCCCACGAGGCCGCGCAGGCUCAGCAACUGGAUUGGGCGCGUGAACAUGAAUGACCGUGGCUUCAAAUGCGCGUCUCUAGGUCAGUCCUACGGAGGUUGGGUUGCAAGCAAGCCUUGCCUCUCUCUGCUCCAGCGACUACGUACGUACACGACGAUCGGGCUAAAGCAUCCGCACCCACCCCGUAUGCGUAUGCGCCUUGCACCGCUUCCUCUUGGACGCCUCGCCACCCCUAUCGUAUCAGAAGGCUAGCCUCGCAUGAUGAUGCACGCAAGCACUGGUCCUAAUCGUCAGCGCCUGGAGAGUGUUGCGUUGCGGCAGCUCUGGCGUCGACGAACGCGCAGGUUCAUGCAUGAUUCCCGUCGACCCCGCGAUGCCGCACUCACGGUGAUCGUCACGAUCGCCACCCUGUUCACAAUGUCGAGACUUGAGACAGCAGUAGCCGCAACGUGCGCUGGACGUGAGCUGAAGACCUGAGGUCGACGGGUCUCGCGCAGCGUGUUCAUUGUUGAAAUGA
Molecule: messenger RNA, 1242 nt
Organism: Emericellopsis atlantica
Lineage: Eukaryota; Fungi; Ascomycota; Sordariomycetes; Hypocreales; Bionectriaceae
Exons: 1
Coding region: 351-977 (208 amino acids)
Source: RefSeq, a predicted model, not a curated record